Opisthorchis viverrini is the source of this 2518-nucleotide messenger RNA. RefSeq lists its product as hypothetical. The record is from RefSeq and is a predicted model, not a curated record. Gene Ontology annotation, biological process: mitotic sister chromatid cohesion; replication-born double-strand break repair via sister chromatid exchange; synaptonemal complex assembly. The transcript has 8 exons. NCBI's taxonomy places the organism in Eukaryota, Metazoa, Platyhelminthes, Trematoda, Opisthorchiida, Opisthorchiidae. The coding region runs from base 1 to 2259 and encodes 752 amino acids. Gene Ontology annotation, cellular component: cohesin complex; synaptonemal complex. Gene Ontology annotation, molecular function: chromatin binding; protein binding.
AUGUUUUACGCGCACUUUGUCCUCAGUAAGAAGGGGCCGCUGGCUCGCAUUUGGCUUGCUGCUCAUUGGGACAAAAAACUGACUCGAGCGCAUGUUUUCGAAACUAAUAUCAGUUCCAGUGUUGAGGCGAUUUUGGAGCCGAAGUUAAAAAUGGCUCUGCGCACUUCCGGUCACCUUCUUUUGGGAGUCGUCCGUAUUUAUUCGAGAAAAGCAAAGUACCUGCUUGCAGACUGUAAUGAAGCAUUUGUCAAAAUCAAGAUGGCGUUUCGUCCUGGGGUCGUCGAUCUUCCGGAUGAGGCAAACAGAGAAGCCGCAAUCGCGGCGAUCACACUUCCGGAAAACCUUCAUGAUUUUGAAGCUACCAUAGCAGAUCUCAACGAGAUCAAUAUGAACACAAUAGCCAUCAACCAAAGUCGUCCUGAAGACAUUACCAUGCGAGAGGAUUUUGGUGAAAUCAACUUGGGAAGACAAGACGAUGACUUUGGGGAUUCAGCUUUUGAAGAGGCUUCCAGUCGUGAAGUUGUCCGCGAAGGAGAUAAAACCUAUGGGGACAGCAUAUACCGCGCUAGCGGCCAGUUGUCCGUGCGCGGUGGAACGGACUUCUCAAUUCGUUCGGACGUUGAUAUGGAUGCCACUCUGAUUGGCGGUAAUCACCUUGAUAGCCUACACAGUCAUAAACACGAGAAACAUGCAGAUCUAGCGGCUCGACCCGAUGACAUCGGAAUCGACGACAAUGACUUCGGUGAUGGAUUCCUGGGUGCUGCAGAUGACGACGACGAAAACUUUGGAGGAGAAAUUGAUCAUUCACUCUUUGCGGACGCCGCAAUUUUCGAAGAUCCUUCAGCUCAGAAGCAGCUGGAACAUCUCACUUCAGAAAUUGAAUCUCAUAUGGAUACUGCUCGGUUUGGUUUGCAUGAUGGAACGACCCCAGUCCCUGCCUCAGGGGUUGCAUCUGAAGAACUCGUUCAAACCGUCGUUGAAAAAUCGACUUCCCAAUUCCCAGAGGUUACCGCGGCGACCGAACCGAAUUUGACUGCAGUGCCGGUGGUCAACUUGGGCGCGUCCAGGGUGGGUGGCACAACCAUCCACGGAGAAAGUACAACACUCAUAACAAAUGAAUCGGAGGCCUUUGCUUUACAACCGAUUGAUGCUACUUCAGUAAUGGGUACCGAAACCAGAAGACCGGGAAAGCGCAAACGUCGUUUGGUUAUAGAUGAACUCAAGUCAAUCCCAAGUGAGACCAUGAAGCUACAAAUGGAGGACACUUCAGAUAUCACAACCCAGCUCGAUCUGGCGCCACCGACAAAGAAAUUGAUGCACUGGAAAGAAACUGGGAGCGUGGAUAAACUAUUCACCCUCCCAGGCCGUGCAAUCUACUCUCGAGUUUUGUUGCGCCUGUUCGUCUCCAACCUCCAUGUGGUUCCCAGUGUUGACGAUGCAGCCGAAGAGCUGCUCCAUCCUUUGAGACUCGGUUUUGUUCCACCUGUCUCCCAGGCUGGUCCAACGGCGUUGCCAGACGAAACCAGCCAGCCUAGCCUUAGCGAGUUAUCUAACCAUGACCUAAGUGGAACAAAAUCUCCGGGCGUAACGUUUGAGAACACCCUGGCAACGAUGGGUGGACAAAAGCUCGACGUUAUUCAUGAAAUGAACGAAGAAGGUUCCAAUCAGCUGCCCUUCGACAGGCUGUCAUCCCACCCGGAUGAAGUCCACCCUGGUGAUUCUAACGAUGACUACGACGAUGGCCAUAUGCACGACGACCUGUCGUUCAUGCCUCCGAGUAUCCUGUCGGAGGCACCACCCAGCGUGAUGCAGGCUGACAUGUUAGCGUUAGAGCGAGAGCUCGCCAAAGCGGAUGAUGAGGCCGAAAAACAAUUGGCGUUGGCAUUUGCGGCAGCUAGUCCUGAUCCCGCUGUACAUCGCCAUGCUGAUGGUGGUGUUCUAGACGCACCAGACUCCUUGGCCAGUCCGGAUAUACAGGAGGGUCAAUCCACAUUAGAGUCGCUGGAGGAACGUCGCUUGGAGAAACGUUCCAAAGUGUUACUUCGAAUGCUGCGAACACAUCAACAGCAAAUGGGCUGGGAUGAACCAUUGGCGCUGCAGAGCAUUUGCGUCGGAAAUACCAAGAAACAGGCGGCUUCGAAGUUUUACACGAUCCUGCUUUUACGCAAACAGGGUGCAGUUGAAUUGAGGCAAGAAGAGGCCUACGGGGAAAUUCUUAUUUCUCAGGGUCCUAACUUCAACCGUUUGGUGGAAGUCUGAACGAUUUCGCCCACUUUUUGGACUUCUUUGCUUACUAUUUGUAUCCCUUAUCUGUCUCCACCUCUUGCUAAUCUCCCACCCCACUGUUGUCACCUCUGUACUCCUUUAACUGCCUAUUCAGGAUAUGGCACUAUUUUAUUGGCAUCGUUUUGCUUUGUCCAUUUGCUGCGUCACAGAUUUUUUCACAUUUAUCCAGAUAUGCAUUACCUUGUUUUUUCUAACUGUGUCUUUGUACAAACGUAUUAUUAAUUACUCUUCC